AGAACUUUAGAAUUAGAGGUAAUAUACCUAGAAGUGUUUUGGGGUUCUAAAUUUUUAUAUACUUUCAACAAUUCUCACUUUGAAAAAUUUGGAACAUAACUGUACGUUAUUUUUGGAAGUUUGAAAACAAAGGUCAGGCCUAUUUCUCCUUCGUUUAGAGAGAAGAAAAGGAUUUGGAGCAACAGGUUGUACAGCAUUCUGCUUCUACAGUUUUCUUUCAACUAAGCAUACGCGCAAAGCUUCUAAAUUACGGAGGUUGCAAAAAUGGCAGGAGAAUUCAACAGAGAGGCAUUUGUUGAACUCCAAGGUCGAUUGAUUGAGACAUCUACUAAGAUUAAACAGGUGAACAUGCAAAUUCGUAAUAAAGAAGCUGAGAAAAAGCGCGCUUUUCUUACAUUGGAAGAGUUACAACAGUUGCCUGAUGAUACAAAUACAUAUAAAUCUGUUGGGAAGCUUUUUAUUUUGGAGCCAAAGUCAAUUUUAGUGAACGAACAAAUAGAGAAACUGAAAGAAUGUGAUACUACCAUUGCUGCAUUACAGACGUCAAAAGAAUACUUGGAAAGGCAGAAGAAAGAGGUGGAAAGCAAUUUCAAAGAGUUGCUGCAGCAAGACCCUGAACUUGCUCGUCAAGUCAUGAUGAUGUCAGUGUCAUCGUAGUCUUUGAUUGUGGACAGCCUUUCUUGUGACCAAGCUUGGCUAUAUUGGUCUGGAGACCUUAUUUCUAGCUUCCCUUUUUAUUGAUUAUUCAGAUAAUCUGGGUAUAGUUUACAACUCUCGUGACAUUUAAAUGUAGGAACGGUGUGGAUUUUAACUAAGAGUUUAAUUGCUGUCAUCAAGGGUAAUUCAAGGUUGCUGAAGCAUGUAUUCAGUCAUUAUUGCAGAGCCAAAUGUUCUGUAGCAGUCUACAAGUCAAGUAUUUAUGUGCAGUCUUACAAGGGUUGGAUUAAGUUAAAGACAUCUAUCUGACAAAAUAUAGUCUUCAAUGCUGUUUGUGAGAUAGCGGGCUUAAGAAGGUAAUGUCAAGAUGUUUGUCAUUUUACCUGGCAGUCAAUUUUUA
This is a messenger RNA of Cryptomeria japonica (Japanese cedar), 1057 nucleotides long. RefSeq names its product prefoldin subunit 1. NCBI's taxonomy places the organism in Eukaryota, Viridiplantae, Streptophyta, Pinopsida, Cupressales, Cupressaceae. The record is from RefSeq and is a predicted model, not a curated record. The transcript has 7 exons. The coding region runs from base 265 to 657 and encodes 130 amino acids. Gene Ontology annotation, biological process: protein folding. Gene Ontology annotation, molecular function: protein folding chaperone. Gene Ontology annotation, cellular component: cytoplasm; prefoldin complex.